GUCCCUGCGCAGAGCCGGAGGGAAAAGCAGCUUGGAAGUCAGCUGCAAUUUUUAAACCUUGCUUUUUAUUCCCCGGCGAUGAUCUUCAAGUGCUUGGACUUGUCUUGGAAGCUGUUUGGAAACUAACAUGGUUUAGUCCACUAACUGCAUGUUGGGUAAAUUCAAAACCCACAUGCUCGUCCUCUUGCAGUGGAAUAAGUCACAUCUGAUGGACAUUUUCUGUGCUUAUAGCAUAGUAAUGAACGUCUGACAGGCGCGACCUUUCAUAAGACAACCCACACUAUUGGCUUUCUGCCCAGAAUAUUGCUGCAACACUAUCUGUGAUUGGUUAUCUCUCUAUCAUGCAUUGCUUCACAAGGGGAAACGGCCCCUUUUUUUAAUAAAUCUACGAUGGCUGGCUGCAAUAUGCCUCACUGUUGGUACUAAGAAGUGCCUUUCCUGACGUCUCUGCUGCUUGGACCCGCUUCUAGAGCAGUCUCUGCUUUUGCCUUGCUUGCUGCCAGCUAGACUGUGACGACAGCACAUCCACCCUCCACUUCUAGCCCAGACACCCCCAUUUCUACUUAUAAUCAAGACAAAAGCUCUAAGUAUCUGGCAUUGCCCUAGGCUGCUUUAGUUUUAAAAGAAAAGUUUGCUGAAAAAGUCAGAUCUCUUCUGCCAGGAAAUCAAGGAGGAAAAAAAAAUCAGUUUCUCGAUUUGCUCUAAACUGCUGCAUCUGUCUAUGCCAAACUAAUCAAUACCGAUUGCACCACCAAACUCCAUUGCAAAUUCAGCUGUGAGGAGAUUCCCUUUCAGACAACUUUGCUGAAAGCAGCUUGGAAAUUCGGUGUCAAAGGGUCUGCCACGUUUUCAUGCUUGCAUUUUGGGCUCCAAAUUGGCACUGGGAAGGGGUUACUGAGAGCACAAGGCUGAUCCGAGGCCCUACUUUUAAACGUUCAUCUACUUACGAUUCUAGUAUUUCUCUGUAAACCAAAACCUCUUGAAUUAACAGUUUCAUGCUGUGAAUUUCUAGUGGGAGAUCUUUUCCUUGAUAUUGACAACACAGUUUUCCAUGUACUUUUAAAGCAGGGAGUGGGGAAAAAAGUAUUUUGGAGGGGACAUUUUCAUCAGCCUUUUACAGUCUUAUCAGUUCAGCUUUUUGAGGUUUUUUUUUUUUUUUGGUGGUUUUUUUUUUUUUUUUUGGUUGUUGCUGGGUUUAUUUUUAUUUUUAUUUUUUUGUGGGGGGCUGGGUCUGUUGGUUUCACUGCAAAAUUUAACUACCUGUAAAAUCUAAACAUGGCUGUUAGUGUCACACCAAUUCGGGACACAAAAUGGCUAACACUGGAAGUAUGUAGAGAGUUCCAAAGGGGGACUUGCUCACGGCCAGACACGGAAUGUAAAUUUGCACAUCCUUCGAAAAGCUGCCAAGUUGAAAAUGGACGAGUAAUCGCCUGCUUUGAUUCAUUGAAAGGUCGUUGCUCCAGGGAGAACUGCAAAUAUCUUCAUCCACCCCCACACUUAAAAACGCAAUUGGAGAUAAAUGGGCGCAAUAACUUGAUUCAGCAGAAGAACAUGGCCAUGUUGGCCCAGCAAAUGCAACUAGCCAAUGCCAUGAUGCCUGGUGCCCCAUUACAACCUGUGCCAAUGUUUUCAGUUGCACCAAGCUUAGCCACCAAUGCAUCAGCAGCCUUUAAUCCCUACCUGGGACCUGUUUCCCCAAGCCUGGUUCCAGCAGAGAUCUUGCCGACCGCACCAAUGUUGGUCACAGGGAAUCCUGGGGUCCCCGUGCCUGCAGCUGCUGCGGCUGCUGCACAGAAAUUAAUGCGGACAGACAGACUUGAGGUAUGUCGAGAGUACCAGCGUGGCAACUGCAACAGAGGAGAAAACGAUUGCCGGUUUGCUCAUCCCGCUGACAGCACAAUGAUUGACACCAAUGACAACACAGUGACCGUGUGUAUGGAUUACAUCAAAGGGAGAUGCUCACGGGAAAAGUGCAAAUACUUUCAUCCUCCUGCACAUCUGCAAGCCAAGAUCAAGGCUGCCCAAUACCAGGUCAACCAGGCUGCAGCCGCUCAGGCAGCAGCCACCGCAGCUGCCAUGACUCAGUCGGCUGUCAAAUCACUGAAGCGACCCCUCGAGGCAACCUUUGACCUGGGAAUUCCUCAAGCUGUACUUCCCCCAUUACCAAAGAGGCCUGCUCUUGAAAAAACCAACGGUGCCACCGCAGUCUUUAACACUGGUAUUUUCCAAUACCAACAGGCUCUAGCCAACAUGCAGUUGCAACAACAUACGGCAUUUCUCCCACCAGGCUCAAUAUUGUGCAUGACACCCGCUACAAGUGUUGUUCCCAUGGUGCACGGUGCUACGCCAGCCACUGUGUCCGCAGCAACAACAUCUGCCACAAGUGUUCCCUUCGCUGCAACAGCCACAGCCAACCAGAUACCCAUAAUAUCUGCCGAACAUCUGACUAGCCACAAGUAUGUUACCCAGAUGUAGAAUUUUCAUCACUAAACAAUCAUACUAAAGAGGAAAGGACAGUGUGCUUGGUUAGCGUAAAGGACGAGGUCAUUAGCCAUAUUGUAAAUACCGUCAAGCAACACACACAAAAACCCCUCAGCCACAAGACAUCCACAUAUUGCAUGUUAACCAGAAGAAGAGACAACAUGGAAAUCCACUGCACACUGUUGCCUAUACACUUUGUACAUUUAAUUGAUAUUUGUGCUGAGGUGAUAUUCCUGUCUGAAAGAAGAACAACAUUGUCUUUCUUUUCUAGCACAGAGUUCUGCAUUAAAAGAUGCAUACCUAAUUAGUUUCCUAUAUAUUCAUGCCAUCUUGAAAAGACAGACUAUGGUGUAACCAUGAUUCUAUUAUGUAUUGGUACGUCUGUAGACCAAGGUAUAAUUUUUUAAAAAUAAGUUUAUUUCUUUCAAGGUUUACAAAUAACAAAGGUGCACCUUGUAUUUAAAAUCGCCAUUAUAGACGAGAGCGUGCAUGCACAGUCAUUUUUGUUUAAGAGUAAUAUUUUUAAUGUAAUAGAUUUUAAGAUGUGGUGAGGGAGGGAUCUGACAGAGAUGAAUGUGCCAAGCAAAACCACAACUGUGUAUCUUUUAAAGCACAUCAUGGCUUUAAGUACCAUGUUGUUAAGGAUUCUCAUGAAGUGCCAUAGACUGUACAUCAAAUUAGAGUAUUAUUUCUUCAGUGUUAUUGUUUUCAGAGCCACAUUUUGUUGCUUAUUUGCUAGUACUAAUCAGUCAAAGGGCACCAUUCUUUUUUCCUUUUUUUUUUUUUUUUUUUGGAAACCAAAGCUGUCUCAGAAAUGGCCAAUUUAACUCUACAGUAACAAUAGACAGCACAACACAAACUCUCUCAAUACCGAUAAACUCACACAUACUGGAGAUAUAUAUAAUAGAUAUAUAUAUAAAAUUAUUUUAAUGCAUUGUAGUGUAAUAUUUAUGCAUACUAUACUGUGUAACAUGUUAUUCAAAAGGGAUAUGCCAUUUCUGAGACACGAUAACAAAAAAAAAUGUUUGAGGAAAUUAUUUUGCUUCUAUUUAUAGCUCUGUCAAAAGUCAAACGACUAUAAAUGCUUUGCAAAAAUGGUUUCACAUUUGCUUAAAUGCUUCACCACAGUCACGUUUAAAAUAGUGACUCUAAACAAAGAAGAAAGCAGCACUGUCAUCAGAUGCAUGAUAAACCAAAAUAUGAAAAUGGGAAAUGUUUAAUUAACCUAGUAAUUGGGUGGGUUAAGUACAUGGGUGAAUUUUAUAUGUGAUUUGUUUUGUUUUGUUUUGUUCAGAUUAACUGCUUAUAGCCUUAGAAAGCCUUUUACAAAAUUAAAAAAAAAUAGAUGUGCAUUCAGUUUUUAAGAAUGGAUUCAUCCAAAGGAAUUCCUUUUUUGUGGUUUGGAUGUUGCAGCUAGUAAAGGAUAUUUUUGCUCUGAUUGGCAGUUCUAAAAAUUGCUGACGUCGGGGCCAGGUCACUGGUAGUUAUAGUGUGGAAUGGGAGAAGCGAAAGUUCAGUUAUAGAACUUUCCAUACUUCCAAGUUUACUGCAAGUUUUUAUGCUUGAGAGAGAUGCUUUCUAAUAUAAGACUGAUGUGUUGAUUUUACUGAUUGUACUGUACAUCUAUUAAAGCCUUAGAUUAUUACAUUACGGGUUGGAACCCAUACCAAUGUAAUUUCAAUCAUGUUAAGAGAGUAAUGGUGACUUCACAUGUUAUUGUAGUUAGUUACAUUAUAGAAUAUUACUUAUUUUUCUUGUUAAAAUGUAGUUUUUCAUUUCCUACAUUUAUUAGAUUUCAUUUUCUAUUAACAAUUGAAUACCAUUUCAGUUUAUAGACUCUUGUUUUAUUAGAUUUUACCGAUGAAUUUUUCAAAAUACAAAAAAAAAUUAAAGUAGUUUUUCCUUCAUAACAUACUCAGUUUUGAAUUACAUGUAGUGUCAUACGAAUAUUCGUAUUAUUGUUAACUAAAUGAUUUAUAUUUUACUGAUUUAAUAUUAAAGUGUAAGAAUGUCAGUCAUUGUUAGUUCUUGUCUAGUUUUCAUUAAAAGAACAAAGAUCUUUUAUAUGGAUAUCUUAUAAAUAUAUAAUCAUUGCUAAGUAAGAAGUUAAGUUGUUGCUAUCGCAACAAUCCUGGCAGACAAUUGAGUAAUAUUUUGAUGAUUUAUUUUGUUUGUAAUUAGUUAUUAUAAGAAGAUCUAGAUCCUAGAUAUUAGAAUAAAAUUUAUUUUCUACUGUAUCCAUUUCAAAUGUUAAAGUAUUGUUUAAUAUUUUUGAAAUCCCUGAAUAUCAGGCCUUGUUAUAAAUAAGCUGCAUAAUCAAUAAAUAGAACAAGGGACUUUUUUGUUGAUAAUCCAAAUACUCAAAGUUUACGUAAUGAGAAUUAUAGCGUGUGUGCAAACUCUUGAGGGUUGAUUAUGCUGCAAUUUAGCAUGUUGGAACGUCUAGAGAGAAGGUUGACUUUUUGCACUUCUGUAUAUAGUCAAAAGAGAGAAACCUGUAUAAUAGUAAGAUCUUAUUUUGAAUAAAAACGUCUAUAAUUACAAGGAGUUUUGUUAAGGCUAAUAAAAUGACAGACUGAGCAAAAUUGCUUGCAAAAGUGGCACAGAGUUAGCACUCCAUACCCCUUCAAACAUGUUGCUUUGCUUUAUUGUGGACAGCUUGUAGUUUGCCAGGAUUUUUUCAGCUGGAAAGAUAUGCCAUCCUUCCGAGAUCUCAUGACUGACAAAAACUCCAUUGGGCCAAAUCUGCCUGAAGAUCAUUACCAAAAAUAGCAGGUACUUCAACCAUUAAGGUGAAAUCAUGGAUCAAAUAUUCCUUACAUUUUUCAAAACUACUGCAUGUUUAAAACUUCAACGAAAAAAAAAAAGAGAGAAAGAACUAUACUAAGGACAUAUAUUAUACAAAUCAGUUUCUGCCAAUUUCAGUGGUUUAUUGUUCACAAAAAAAAAAAAUCUUCAAAACAAGUAUUGACUCUCACAAAAUUUAAACCGUAAACAGGCAAACCAAACAGCACACCGUAGCUAUAGUUGUUAUGUGAUUGUUUUUUAAUUGCCGUAGGAUCCUGUUCUUUCAGCAGGUGAAAAAACAAAACGCAGUUCAAAUUUCACGGUUUUAAUUUUCAACUCAGAAGCACUCAGAAAAGCAAAUGUGAUCACGGGCACUUGUUUAAUGAAUUCGUGUAUCCAGCCUUCACUCCCGCUGGCUGCACUUAUCAGCAACCCUACAGCUUUCAUCUGCUGAAAGGACAGAUGUGCUUGGUUUUACUAUUAUGUAAUCACAACUUACUUUCUGCUUGUAGUUGCUUAAAAUUAUGUAUUUUGUCUUGGGCUGCAAUUUGUUUUAUGCUUAUUUUAUUAUUACUGCAGUAGUUGACUUUGCUGUAUGGAAAAAUAAAGUGAAAUUGCCCUAAUAAAACUUCUCUUUCUUAAGUAUA
Messenger RNA from Felis catus (domestic cat), 5915 nucleotides. RefSeq names its product muscleblind like splicing regulator 1 (gene MBNL1). Gene Ontology annotation, molecular function: metal ion binding. The record is from RefSeq and is a predicted model, not a curated record. Bases 1276 to 2475 code for a protein of 399 amino acids. NCBI's taxonomy places the organism in Eukaryota, Metazoa, Chordata, Mammalia, Carnivora, Felidae. The transcript has 11 exons.